Molecule: messenger RNA, 1065 nt
Organism: Lottia gigantea (owl limpet)
Lineage: Eukaryota; Metazoa; Mollusca; Gastropoda; Lottiidae
Exons: 3
Coding region: 100-789 (229 amino acids)
Molecular function (GO): protein binding
Source: RefSeq, a predicted model, not a curated record
GUGAAGUAAAUAAUAAAUCGAUGGAUGCAAAAUAAAGACUAGAUUCUGCCAAAUUUCCAGGUUUCAAAAGACAAUUAGCUUCCCUAGCUCUCACCCAGAAUGGGAGGGUGCAUUGGGGCGCAUAGAGAUAAUGGCCCACCAUCAGGCGAAUCUUCUGACAUGACAGUGUCCAUUGGAAGAAACCAACCCUUAAAACCAGAGAAACCAAAAUGGAAAAGCGAUAUAGCUCUGACAGAUGGACAGUUAAGAAGUAAAAGAGAUGAAUUUUGGGAUACUGCACCAGCAUUUGAAGGAAGAAAAGAAAUAUGGGAUGCUUUAAAAGCAGCUGCUUAUGCUCUAGAAACAGGUGACCAUGCUAUGGCUCAAGCGAUAGUGGAUGGCGCCAACAUAUCAUUGCCUCAUGGAACAUUAAUGGACUGUUAUGAUGAACUAGGAAAUCGGUAUCAAUUGCCUGUUUAUGUUUUAAGUGCUCCAACAAAUCUUAUAGAUGAACUCAGUGAAAGUGACACUGGACAAGAAACUGAUGCCAAUUCCUCUCCUGGCAUUGAAAUUCCAAUCAAAUUCCGACUUUCCACAACCAACAAAGAUAUCAAACUUUAUGUGCGUACUACAGAUUCUGUGCUCAAAUUGAAAAAAAGGAUUUUUGAAGAAGAGGGAGUGGAAGUGUUAAGACAAAGGUGGUAUUUUGCUGGCAAGUUGCUCAGUGAUAAGUUACGUAUUGAAGAUGCUAAAAUACCCAAAGGAAAUGUUAUACAAGUGAUUGUGACUCAAGAAGGAGGUUCAAGUUAAAGUUGUGAUACAUUUAUUUUCUAUAUAUAAAUUAUUUUUCAGGGCUUAUUCUUGGUGCUCUCCAGUUGUGGCUACAUUUUGACUUCCUUAAUUCUUCAAAAUGUUAGUGAUGGUCUUCUUAACUUAAAGGGAGACAAAAAUCUAUUUGAUUUCAUUUGUGUUUUAAGUACUUGGAAAAUGCCCACAAAUAUGCUGCCUGAUUUUAAAGGGGGUGUGUGCCAGCUUUAUAGUAACAGGAAUCUUGACUUAGUCCUAUCUGGUUAUUGCCAGUAAUUU